Pogonomyrmex barbatus (red harvester ant) is the source of this 1847-nucleotide messenger RNA. RefSeq names its product putative serine hydrolase. The record is from RefSeq and is a predicted model, not a curated record. NCBI's taxonomy places the organism in Eukaryota, Metazoa, Arthropoda, Insecta, Hymenoptera, Formicidae. Gene Ontology annotation, cellular component: membrane.
AAUAUGUUUCAUAAAUGUAAGCAUUUAUAUUUAGUAAAUAUUUUUAAUUCCUGGAGCAUUCCAGGAAUGUAUUAUUGUUCGAUAACCUUCGAGGCCUCACUAGUGAUAAAAAGUUUAUUUGGGAUCAAUGGCCUUUAAUCAAUAUCCCGUUGGCUGUCAUCACUAUUAAUUACAUAUAAGAUAUUAAUAUCAUUAAGUCAUUAGGAUAUUAAGGUAUUAAGAUAUUAAGGUAUUAAGAUAUUAAGAUAGAUAAGAUUGGAUGUGUUUCGAUAUUUACUGUCAGUACUGAAAAUAUAUAAUUCAGGUCACGUAUAUUAUAGAUCUUCAGUACUAGCAGUGAAUUUCGAUAUUAAGAUAUUUACAUACAAUACGUCAUUUGUAAAUAUGCGCAUGCACGUGCGUAUUUUUGCAAGUAAAAUUGCAAUGGAUAUUCGAGAUGUUCAUUUAUAACAAGUUUGCAAACCAUUUAGUUAUAAAUACCUGUUGUAUCUCACAUUUGACUUAUAUUUCACCUUUGGACUUUGUUUAUCAUAUUUUUAUACUUUAUAGAUUCAAAGCGUCUUUAAAAGGAAGCAAGUAAUAUAUUUCAAAUUCAUAUAGCAUAUUACAUCGGUACUGUCACAAAGGUUGUAACAAAAUUUUGAUACAUUCUGUAAUAGAAUUACAUUUAGUGCAAUGUUUACACAGGGAUUUGUAACUCGUGGCUUAAAAAUAAAAUCAAGUGCAAAGUUAUUCAAGGCAUUUUAUAGUAAACCAUCAUCUGUACAUCCAUGUGAGAUAGAAAUUCCAGUACCUUGGGGCAAAAUAGCUGGGAAAUUAUGGGGAUUAAAAGAUAAGCAACCCAUUUUGGCUAUGCAUGGCUGGCAAGAUAAUGCUGCAUCAUUUGAUAGUAUAGCACCUCUUAUAAAAAAUGAAUCGAUCUUGGCAAUAGAUUUACCUGGACAUGGAUUAUCUUCAUGGUUACCACCAGGAUUUAUGUAUUCCGAAUUGGUAUACUUUCUAUUAGUUAAAAGAAUUAAAAAGUAUUAUGGAUGGGAAAAAAUAAAAGUAAUGGCACAUUCCGUGAGCGCUGCGACUAUGUAUUGGUAUGCUGCGACUUUCCCAAACGAGAUGCAGUACGUUGUAGCUUUAGAUCUCCUCAAAUUCCCAGAUAUAACUGCAAGCACAUAUAUUCCCAUGUUUAGAAAUGCAGUUGAUGCAUUUUUCAAGAUAGAAGAAAGUAAUAUGCAACCUAGUUAUACGCAAAGUGAAAUUAUGAAAAAAGGAGAAUCCAGAAAUAUAGAUAAAUUGUCAAAUGAAAUUCUUAUGGCUAGAGGUACCAGACAGAAGGAAGAUGGAAUAUAUGUUUUCACCAGAGAUCCCAGAAUACGUGUUAUAUCAAUCCAUAGUAUGUUUUCACAGGUUCAUUUAGAGGAAUGUGCGAAACUCAUAACAUGCCCGUAUUUAAUAAUAAAAGGAGAUAUUAAGUUUUAUGCCGAGGAUAAAGAAAACUUUUACGCAGCAUUGGAAGCAAUGAAAGCCACUAACGAUAAAAUAUAUUUUGAAUCUUUUUCAGCAACGCAUCAUCCUCAUCUCACGCAUGCAAAAGAGACGGCAGCUAUUAUUAAUCCCUUUAUAGAAAAGUAUAGUUGAUUGUGUUAUUUUUUGAAUAUCAGCAAUAUUUUGUUACUUAAAUAAAAUUUAUAUAUGAUGUAAAAUAUAUUAUCAGGAGUUAUGAAGUAUAUAAUAAUAUUUAAUGUAAUUCAAGCUUUUAUAGAAAGAUCAUGUAUCAUACAUCAUUCUUAUAUAUACUGCCUAUUAUAUACACAUAUUUAAAGAAAAAUUAAAUCAUUAAAUUAUAUCAAGCA